Molecule: messenger RNA, 956 nt
Organism: Trematomus bernacchii (emerald rockcod)
Lineage: Eukaryota; Metazoa; Chordata; Actinopteri; Perciformes; Nototheniidae
Gene: adat2
Product: adenosine deaminase tRNA specific 2
Exons: 6
Coding region: 327-863 (178 amino acids)
Biological process (GO): tRNA wobble adenosine to inosine editing
Cellular component (GO): cytoplasm; nucleus
Molecular function (GO): tRNA-specific adenosine-34 deaminase activity; zinc ion binding
Source: RefSeq, a predicted model, not a curated record
GACUGGAUAUCUUUCUCCAGAAAUGUCUCCUUAACACACUGCCCGUUUAGUCAGUGUAUUAAUGAGGAUGUUGGAGUAAAUGUCUCAUAUUCCGGUUUACAUUCAUCUCACUACAGUCAGCUUGACUCAUCGAACGCAUCCGCAUGAACGUUGUGGAGUUCGAUCGAUUGUUCAUGUCUUGAACUGGUCCGUCUAAUAUUAUCAUCCCCCGCGUGUAAACUACAGCGGAAGAAGUCGUUACUAAAGAGCGAAGAAAAAAAGCUACGAACAUCCUUAUCAUCAUCUAAAGUAUGAUUUUAUUAAAGUAGAGUUAAGUAGCAGUCACCAUGGGAACAGAGGAGAGUUUCUGUCCGAGUGAAGAGGAGAUUGAGAAGUGGAUGUCCAGCGCAUUUGAUAUGGCGAGAGAGGCUCUGCAGAACGGAGAGGUGCCGGUCGGAUGUCUGCUCGUCUACAACCAUGAAGUGGUGGGAAAAGGGAGGAACGAAGUCAACGAGACCAAAAAUGCCACACGUCACGCUGAGAUGGUCGCCCUGGAUCAGCUGCAGGACUGGUGUCGCCAUAGUAACCUGGAUGUGAGGUGUGUGUGUGAGCGUACAGCGCUGUACGUAACCGUGGAGCCAUGCAUCAUGUGUGCUGCUGCCCUGCGCCUCUUCAAACUGCCGGUGGUCGUGUUCGGCUGCAGGAACGACCGGUUCGGAGGCUGUGGGUCCGUGCUGGACGUCGCCUCUGCAGAUUUACCUCUCACCGGAAACACAUUUAAGUGUGUCUCAGGUCACAGAGCAGAAGAAGCUGUGGAGAUGUUGAAGACUUUCUACAGGCAGGAGAAUCCAAACGCCCCGAAACCCAAAACAAGGAAGGAGUGACGGAGCUCUCCCGGAAAUAUCAGCUGUAACAUCUUGAGUUUAUUCACCUUUUUCAUCAUCACUUUUGUUAAAUAAAUGUCAUUAUAAAUUGUG